AUGAGCAACCGCGCCGCAUUCCUCGAAUCUGCAAAAGGCUCGUUCGUCGUGCGCGAUGCCGAAAUCGAGGAGCUUGAAGAAGGAGAAGUCUUAGUCAGGGUUCAGGCAUGCGCUAUGCAGCCUGCAGAUGAAAAGAUAGCAAAGUUCGCGAUGAUGCCAUUCGAGUAUCCUGCGGUCCUCGGUAGUCCUGUGGCAGGCGUUGUUGAGAAGGUCGGUGCUGGAGUAACCAAGGUCUCUGGCGGCGAGCGUGUUGUUUGCGGAACAAAGGUCUUCUCCCACAAGAAAGCAAAAUACGGCGGGCUUCAGCGCUUUUCGAUUGUCGAUGCGUCUGAGGUUGUUGAGAUUGGCGAUGUUAAGUUCACGAAAGCGGUGACGCUUGCGUCGUAUACUCCACCAGGAGCACUAUUCGGGAAGUCCACUUUGGGCAUGCACUGGCCCACAGUCCCAGCAAGCCCACUCCCAGCCAGCGAGCAGGGCAAGAAGAUAGUCAUCUGGGGCGGUUCUUCAGCUAUGGGCUCGCUGUCCAUUUCGUACGCGAAGCAAGCCGGCUACACAGUGAUCAGUACCAGCUCCCCUCACAACUUCGGUCUUCUCAAAGAAUGCGGCGCCGAUUACAUCUUCGACCAUAGCGAUCCAGCCACCAUCUCUCAGAUUCGCGACCUGUUCCCAGUCGACUACUGGUUUGACACUAUCUCGCUCAAACCCACUGUCUCUACAAUCGUCCAGAUCCUCGCGCCUGAGGGUAAGCCUGUGACGAAGGCAAAUAUACUCGUCCUCUUGCCGCCUGUGAUGUUUGGAAAUCCGGAGCUUCCAGAGGGUAUCACGGUGCAGUUUCACCGCUUCUCAACGCACGCCCCAGAGAAUGAGGGGUGGCAGGAACACUUCUUGGCAAGCGGAGGGUUCAUUGAGAAGGCUAUCAAGGCUGGAGUGCUGAAAGGUGUACCUGCGAAUGUCUUGGGCGGGCUCGAGAAGGUUGCUGAGGGUAUAGAGAAACUACAUGUCGGUGUUAGUGCGCAGAAGAUUGUUAUAGAGCCAUGGGCUUAA
Molecule: messenger RNA, 1044 nt
Organism: Parastagonospora nodorum SN15
Lineage: Eukaryota; Fungi; Ascomycota; Dothideomycetes; Pleosporales; Phaeosphaeriaceae
Exons: 2
Coding region: 1-1044 (347 amino acids)
Molecular function (GO): oxidoreductase activity, acting on NAD(P)H
Source: RefSeq, a predicted model, not a curated record